GUCGACCGAGUCUGAAGGAGGAAUGAAACCAGAACUGCUAAAUAUCGCUGUCCUGCUGCUCCGGCGCGCUCUGAUGACGCGGGUGUUUCUCUGCUUAAGCACGCCGGCACGUGAUCCGUUUACAGCACACCCUGGCCGCGCUCUUGACCGGCCCAGAGCGGCCGACUGCCUUUCUUACUUUUAUUUAAACUCGUCGUGAUUUCCUGCGGAUCUUCCAGCUCCAUAAAACUCUUCUGCUUACCGAAUUAUCGAUGUCGGCGUCAUGGCAACACUACAUGUUACUACGAUCGACUUGACGGGUGAUAAUAUCGAGAACUGCUGGUUUUGUCACGAAGUGGUAUCAGAAGGAGGGCAGUCCCGGACUAGGUAUCUCCUUGAAGUUCCUGCUGAAGAAUCUGGCUAUGUCAUUUGCGCGGAUUGUACCAACGUUUUGCCAGGCUCCAACCCACUGGAGACAGUGAAACUCUAUGGUGACAGAGACUGUCCAAUCUGUUGGGAGGAAAGAGCUCUGGUGGCGGUCUCAUGCGGCCAUACCUUCUGUGAGAGUUGCAUUCGUAAAGCCUCUGUUUGCCCAAUCUGUCGCUCCCAGUCGCUGCGAGGAAAACGGCACAUUCGCGUUACCCGCUGUGGUGUGGCCAGAUGUUUACCGCAUCCGACCGUUUCGCCCACUCCGCCCGCUCGUCCUCCAGGAACAACUGGCUCAACCAACAUUUUCCGUGUCGGUGAAUUGGUUUGGUACAGGCACACUACUACAUGGCGUCUAGGGGUGGUUCUCUCCAUCACAACGAGGCCCGACACAACCGCAGGUCAUUACGCAACAGACUCCCGGUACGAUUUUACUCUCGCCCCGCUGGGCCACGCCAUGAUUGCACAAGCAAACGUGGUAGAAGACUGCCAGUCCAUGCGGCCGUUUCUGACCUACUUGAUCCCGCCUCUCAUGAACCAGCUCAAGGAUUUCACGUUCGAUAUGGUCGACUGGGAAGUCGUAAUAACUCGCUGCAUGGAGAUUCCCGACGUCAGGAGCAGGGCCAGGGCGCUUCAACAUUACAGCAUUGAAGCCUCAAAGCUGGCCGCCCGUGCUAUCAACGCUUCUUACUCCACCUACGGCCUGUCCUCCGAGGACGCCACUGUCGACGCCACGCUCCGUACUAAGACCUAUGAGGGAGUCUACCUUGGCGCCGAAAUGAUCCGCGUCGGUGACCCUGUCCGCGUCAACACCACCAUCGCCUCCCAAGCCGGGCUAAGGUCAAUGACCAGUAGCCCCACCUUGGUAAUGCUAGUCAAGGAAAUCCAGCUUGUCGAAACAUUUCAACAACAACCUUGCUCCACUCUAUACUUUAGAGGCGACGUCUACUGCACCAUCCGUUCCACCCUGACCCAGCCCUUUCCGCCGGGUACGGUUCGCGCCGGGACGCUCGGCCCGGCGUUUGUUGAGGAGCUCACGACGCUCAACACCAUUGAGACAGAUCGGUCGAUGCGGUGGAGCUGGGUGAUGGUUGAGAGCCAGAAGUUGUGCUGCGAGACCGACGUUCAGGGACGGUUUUAUGUCACUGAGAAGCUGAUGAGAAUCAUUGCACCAGAGAGGUACGAGAUGUGGGUCGAGAAUGGGCGGCUUGGUGAGACGCCCUUGAGCGAUAGGGGGAAGCUCUUGGCAGGUCGGCACCCAGAGCGGCGGCCAGGGAGGGCGGCUGCUUUGGGAGAGGCGGUCUCGGUUCAGUUCAGGCCUCCACAUGGGAUGACUGAGGACUAAUCAGGCCAUUUAUCGGCAGAUCUACGUGGUACCGAUGUCAAUGCAGUGGAGAACGAAUCGUUAACGUUAUAGUAUAUAAACAUAUCGGAGCCUACAGUUCAAAAUGAGAAUCGGGCGAAGCAAGCUCUGCCUCGCCUUAGCUGUUCCCCG
Messenger RNA from Parathielavia appendiculata, 1900 nucleotides. RefSeq lists its product as uncharacterized. Gene Ontology annotation, cellular component: SHREC complex; mating-type region heterochromatin; rDNA heterochromatin. NCBI's taxonomy places the organism in Eukaryota, Fungi, Ascomycota, Sordariomycetes, Sordariales, Chaetomiaceae. Bases 263 to 1750 code for a protein of 495 amino acids. The record is from RefSeq and is a predicted model, not a curated record. Gene Ontology annotation, biological process: silent mating-type cassette heterochromatin formation. The transcript has 3 exons.